Messenger RNA from Salvelinus sp. IW2-2015, 1022 nucleotides. Its product is annotated as fumonisin B1 esterase-like. Lineage: Eukaryota; Metazoa; Chordata; Actinopteri; Salmoniformes; Salmonidae. The record is from RefSeq and is a predicted model, not a curated record.
GUUACCCAGCAGCCAUUUUUACUUGAGGGAUCACACACACACAGUAGCUGCGUCAAAAGUUGUUUUUUAACAACUGGAUUGAAUAUUAGCCAAGAUGAAUGAGGACGUGUUUGAGGUCCCUGAAGGAACAGAGUACCGUUAUCUGGUACAAGAGGAAGGAGAGGAGGAAGUGCAGUAUGUGCGCCGCAGACACUACGUCAGCCCAUUCCUGGUCCUGUCCAGACGCUGCAUCUUCCUCGUCUGCAUGGGGGUGCUAUCCCUGCUCACCUUGGCUGGGUACCUGGCCUACGUGGCCCAGACUCUGCCCCCUGGCUCAGCCCAGGUCACUACUGACUGUGGAGAGUUCCAGGGUAGACAGAGGAAUGGGGCCUACUCGUUCAAGGGCCUCCCCUACGCUGCUCCCCCCAUUGGGGAACGUCGCUGGGCCCCACCAGCCAAACCCCGGUGUGGAAACGGGGUGGGGGAUGCCACCCGCUUCCGCAGCAAGUGUCUCCAGGUGCAGCCGCUCUCAGACACGGGGAAGGUGAUUGGCCAGGAGAGCUGCCUCUUCCUGAACGUGUGGACCCCCACCCUGAGCCCCGACGCUGCCCUACCCGUCAUGGUCUGGAUCCAUGGGGGCUACCUUCACAUGCUUAGUGGAGGAGAGGAGGGCUACUCGCCCACAGAGGAGCUAGCAGCCCAGACAGGGAUGGUCUAUGUCAGCUUUAACUACAGGCUCAACGCAUUUGGGUUCCUGGCCCUGGAGCUACUGAGGGAGGGCUCCCCUACCAAUACCUCUGGUCAGUCUCUAGCAGUUGGCACAUCGACGUUUUUACAGUUUUGCCAAACGAGGUCUUGAUGUCUCAAGCCGUUUCACACAACAUAGAUCAUGUUGUAUUUAAGAUAUGAUAAUAGGAAGGUUUUAAUCUUUUUAAACAAGCUAUUUCUAACACCAACAGAGUGAUGAAAUAUUCAUGAUGUUUAUGUUUGUUCUCUCAGUGACGUUGUUUAUAAUUGUGUAUAUCUAUUUAAUGAGUUUUAAG